UCCGCUGUCCCCCAGUGAGGCGCUUCCGGUCUGUCCCGGCUGCGCCCGCGGCCUCGCUGUGGUGUGCGGGUACCGGCAGCCUCUGUGCGAACGCGAGCGGAAGGGUGAGGAGAGGCCUCGGCGGCACCGGUCAUGCCGCCCGUGAAGGCCGGCGGUAAGGAAGCCCUGGUGCUGCAGUGCGAGUGGGAGGCGUGCAGCUACGUGGCCUCCGCCAUGGAGGAGUUCUGCGGGCAUGUGGCCCAGCACCUGCGGCUGCACCUGCCCGGCGAGCAGCGGGACGAGCUGGACCCGCUCGAGGAAUACACGUGUCUGUGGCAGGACUGUGGUUUCUGUUCCCCGGAGAGCCCCGCCGACCUCACCCGCCACGUCUACUUCCACUGCUACCACACCAAGCUAAAGCAGUGGGGACUGCAGGCCCUGCAGGGCCAGUCGGAGGUGAGCCACUGCCAGCUGGACUUCCAGAGCCGCAACAUCAUCCCUGAAAUCCAGGAGAACUUUCAGUGCCUAUGGGAAUACUGUGAGAGAUCAUUUGAUAAUCCCGAGUGGUUCUAUCGGCACGUGGAGGAUCACAGCUUCUGUUCAGAAUACAAGGCUGCUGGGAAGGAGAACCACGUGGUCCUCUGUGGCUGGAAAGACUGUGACUGCACCUUCAAAGGGCGCUGCAAGCUGCGGGAGCACCUGCGCAGCCACACGCAGGAGAAGGUGGUGGCCUGCCCUACCUGUGGUGGGAUGUUUGCCAACAACACCAAGUUCUUUGACCACAUCCGCCGUCAGACUGCGCUGGACCAGCAGAGGUUUCAGUGUUCUCACUGUUCCAAGAGGUUCGCCACAGAGAGGCUGCUCCGUGACCACAUGAGGAACCACGUGAACCAUUAUAAGUGCCCUCUGUGUGACAUGACCUGCCCACUGCCCUCCUCCCUGCGCAAUCACAUCCGUUUUCGGCACAGUGAGGAACGGCCAUUCAAAUGUGACUACUGUGACUACAGGUGCAAGAAUCUCAUUGACUUGAGGAAACAUCUGGAUACACACAGCAAAGAGCCAGCCUAUCGCUGCGAGUUUGAGGCUUGCAGUUUCACUGCACGUUCCCUCUGCUCCAUCAAACUGCACUACCGGAAAGUCCACGAGGGUGACUCAGAACCCCGCUAUAAGUGCCAUGUCUGUGACAAGAGCUUCACGCGUGGAAACAACCUUACUGUCCACCUCAGGAAGAAACACCAGUUCAAAUGGCCCUCGGGGCAUCCUCGCUUCAGGUACAAGGAGCAUGAGGAUGGCUACAUGAGGCUGCAGCUGGUGCGCUAUGAGAGUGUGGAGCUGACAGAGCAGCUAUUGAAGGAUGGAGAGAAACAGGAGGAGGCACUGGAUGGCUCCGCUGAUGGUGUGGUGCUGUCUGAAGGUGAGGGCAACUUGCAGGGCAUCAUUCUGGAGGCUCCAACAGAGGUUCCUUCUGUGGAGAGCAACGUGUCCGAGCCACACAUGGCCCUGCUGCAUCCUGCAGCCUGCUCUGCCGACAGCUCUGAGCAAGCACAACCCAGCACCUUCUCAGGAGCAGUGCAGUCCUCAGAGCAGGAGCCCAGCACCCCGGCCAACCCCAUCAUCCGUGUGGUGAACCGGACCAACGAGCAUGGGGAGAGUGAGACUGUGUAUUAUAUCAUGGCCAGCACACUCUCAGAGGAGCGGGCAGCAGCAGCCAGAGGGCUGGCUAUGGAGCUGGAGGAGAAUGUCAUGGAUCGUCUGCAGAAGACAGCUGAAGAGCUGGGUAUCCAUAUUGUGUGAGAUGCUAACCUGAGAAGCUUGGGCUUCUGUGGAACGUGGUGCAGGGAGAGGUUGGGAGAUGUGUAGAGGGAAAGGGUCCAGUGUGUCUUCUGCGUGCAGAUGGCUAGCUUUCUCCUCUGCCUCCCCCUAACUUGUUCUCCAUGGGAUGACACGCUCCUCUUCCGCCUUCAUCAGUGCUUUCCUGAACAUCAUCUUCCCUGAUGAUCAGCCAGUGCUGUCAGAGGUGUUUGCACUGCCGUUCCCAUUUCACUGCAUUGAUCUCUAUGGGAGGAGGGGACUGCAGGAAGGCACUGGCCCUUGCAGGCUACCUGCAGCGUGGGGAGUUUGGGACCUUCCUGCUUUUGUUUUUCCUUGAGUUUACUCCCCACAUUGGGGUUUGGGCUCCUGGUUGGGCAGACUGUACUUUGGAUAGCCAAAUAAAGAUCAGACUGCUAGGCCA
Molecule: messenger RNA, 2212 nt
Organism: Meleagris gallopavo (turkey)
Lineage: Eukaryota; Metazoa; Chordata; Aves; Galliformes; Phasianidae
Gene: HINFP
Product: histone H4 transcription factor
Biological process (GO): anatomical structure development; regulation of transcription by RNA polymerase II
Molecular function (GO): DNA-binding transcription factor activity, RNA polymerase II-specific; RNA polymerase II cis-regulatory region sequence-specific DNA binding
Source: RefSeq, a predicted model, not a curated record